Molecule: messenger RNA, 1893 nt
Organism: Pimephales promelas (fathead minnow)
Lineage: Eukaryota; Metazoa; Chordata; Actinopteri; Cypriniformes; Leuciscidae
Gene: amdhd2
Product: amidohydrolase domain containing 2
Biological process (GO): N-acetylglucosamine catabolic process
Molecular function (GO): N-acetylglucosamine-6-phosphate deacetylase activity
Source: RefSeq, a predicted model, not a curated record
UCUAGGCGCGUGCACUGUGGCCACGCCUCCUCAUCAGCUGACACAGCGCGCGUGACACACUCUGAGCUCACUGACUUCCUAGAGAAAACUAAAGCGCGGACCGAAUCAUAGUAAAAGUAUGUGAAUUAACGGGUGUUUUUAAGGUGGGAUUUCAGGAGAGAUGCCGUCCAAUAAGAGUGUCUCAGAUGCCCCGAUCACACAGUUUGUGAACUGUAGGAUACUGAAGGACCACAAGCUGCAAUGGGAAGACCUGUGGGUUCGUGCGGGCAAGAUUUUGAACCCAGAGAAGCUGUUCUUCGAUGAGGAGGGGUUCGCCGAUCACAAAGUUGACUGCGAGAAUAAGAUCAUUGCGCCUGGAUUCAUAGAUGUACAGAUAAAUGGUGGAUAUGGCAUCGACUUCUCCCAGGCCAGCAGUGACAUCAGAGGGGGCGUGGCUGUGGUGGCCAAAAAGAUUCUUGAACAGGGCGUCACUUCCUUUUGCCCCACGCUCGUCACGUCUCCACCAGACAUAUACCAUAAGGUCAUUCCUGAGCUCAGAGAACAAGAUGGAGGCCCUGAAGGGGCAGGAGUUUUAGGUAUUCACCUGGAGGGGCCGUUCAUCAGUGAAGAGAAGAGAGGCGCUCACCCUCCGAAGUUCCUCCGCACGUUUAAAGCCGGCGGCGUGGCCGACCUGUUGGAGACCUACGGCCCCCUGGACAAUGUCGCAAUGGUAACACUCGCACCAGAACUGGCCAAUAGCGCGGCUGCAAUCCGUGAACUGUCAGGAAGGGGCAUAGCCGUGUCAUUAGGUCACUCCAUGGCCGAUCUCUCUCAGGCCGAAGAGGCUGUGCAGAAUGGAGCCACGUUCAUCACACACUUAUUCAAUGCCAUGUUGCCUUUUCAUCACCGGGACCCGGGCAUUGUGGGAUUGCUUACAAGUGAUCGUAUUCCACCCGGUCGGACUGUUUACUACGGUAUGAUCGCAGACGGGAUACACACACAUCCCGCAGCGCUGCGCAUCGCCCACAGAGCUCAUCCCGCAGGGUUGGUGUUGGUCACUGACGCUGUGACAGCGAUGGGUCUCCCUCCUGGCCGACACACACUCGGACAGCAGCAGAUCGACAUCCAGGGGCUUCACGCAUACGUCGCAGGCACUACAACUUUAAGUGGCAGCAUUGCGACCAUGGACAUGUGUGUGAGACACUUCAGAGAGGUAUCAGGUUGCACUGUUGAAGCGGCAUUAGAGGCGGCAUCUCUUCAUCCUGCUCAGAUGCUGGGCAUCAGUCACAGGAAGGGAACACUGGAGUACGGCACAGAUGCAGAUUUUGUAGUUCUUGACGACACACUGACAGUCAGAGAAACCUACAUUGCUGGACAGCAAGUCUGGAGGAAGUGACAUCAUCUGGAGGACUGUCUUCUGCCGGAAGAGUUUUUUUCUCUCUCUCUUUGGACUUGGAUCGCCAAAAAGACUAAAAAAUGCACAAACAUCUUUAUUUUUUCAUUUAAUUUCCUUGAUUAUUCCCUGAAUGUAAAAACUACUGCAUUUAAAUAAGCAUUAUAAUAUGAGAGUCUUCAUGCUCAUGUACUGUCACUGAAUGCAUCUUGGGGGACAUUAAAAAAAGAGCCAGAAUCAUUUCAUCACAUAUUGUGUAUAGAUGUGUGUUGCUGUAAAGUCAAACACAAAUCAAACUUGUUCAAAUGUGAAAAAUAUUGCAGUAAUAUAACAGACAUGUAUAUCAAUACUUCCAAUCUAAUUUAAUCAACUGAUUCCAAUGUGUUGUGAUUUUAAGGCACAUUUUUAAGGUCUUAUUUUUUUCAGUGUAUUUUUUCUUUACUGAUUUGUAUUUCUUGAGUCUGAAUGUGGAAGAUGCAUCUGUGAUAGAUGUAUUAAAGACAUCCAACUUACUACCACAA